AUGGGAUAUCGCUACAGUACGUGCAGUGGGACAAACAGAUAUGCGUCGCGGAGAUGCAUCACACGCAAUUGCGCCACUAACUGCCUAACCAACAACUGGUCUAACUAUGGUUCUUGCAACGCGAAUUGCGGCUACGGUACUAUAAGAAGACGAAGAUAUGUGAGGCGGUACCCAUCGGGAGGUGGACGGAGCUGUCCCAAUCUCUGGGGCAAUGCUCUGUGCUACAGCAGGAACCGAUGUGCAGUCAACUGCGGCUACAACAAUUGGGGAAACUGGGGCAGUUGCAAUGCAAACUGCUACUCGUCUGGCUACCGCUAUCGCCGCCGUUAUAUCUACCGUAAACCAAGCGGCGGUGGAAGGGCCUGCCCAAGCACACUCCAGUCUAUCCGCUGCACUGCGUGCUGCCGUCGCAACUGCGUGCUGAACAGCUGGGGCAACUAUGGAUCCUGCUCGAGCAGCUGUGGCGCGGGAAGACAGACUCGCUAUCGCUACGUUGCACGCUACCAAAGCUGUGGAGGUUAUGCCUGCUCUAACUCCCGUACUUCUACCCGUUACUGCGUCCAAUACACAUCCAGGUCAUGCCAAGUGAACAACUGGGGCAGCUGGGGCAGUUGCGGAUACAGCAGUGGCUCGUGUGGCUCCGGCUACCGCUACCGAAGGCGCUACGUGCGCGUCAACCAGUACUGUCGCGGUGCAAACUGCCCCAACGUCAACCAGGCUCAGUCCUGCUCAAGGUGCUGUCCGAAGAGCUGCGUGUGGACCAGCUACAACUCGUGGACUGGCUGCACUGCCUCCUGCGGUAGUGGAUACCAGUAUCGGUACCGCAGAGUCAGCACAUCGGCGUCUUGCGGGGGAGGUUGCCCCGGCAGUGGGACUGACACGAAGUCGUGCUCCAACUAUGUCAAGCGUGAUUGUGUUCUUGGAAAAUGGGGCCUGUACACACCUUGCACAAAUCCAUGUGGUUCAGGCACACAAACUCGCACCAGACCGGUCAUUUCCCAGGCUACAUGCGGUGGAAGCUGCGGAUCCACAAGUCAAACUAUUGGCUGCACAGCAUACAUCAACAAGGACUGUACGGUUUCCAGUUGGGGCAACUUUGGUGUAUGUGAUUCAAAGUGCUCCGUUGGCAAGGUACACAGGUAUCGCAAGAUCACUAGCCCGGCGGUGUGCAGAGGAUCGUGCCCGUACUCUCUUUCGGAUUCAAAAUCAUGUGGAUUAGUCAACGGUGGUUGUGACCAGCGCUGCAACAAUGGAGUGUGUAGCUGCAAUGCUGGCUACUAUCUGACCGGCACCACUACGUGUCAGGCAAAGUCCUGCAGCGCUCCCACAAUCACCUCCUAUUGCCCCAGUGGAAAACUCUGCAAGAAGCCCUCACCCUCCUGCACCAGCAGCAAGUACCUGUACUCCUCAACAUGUACACUGAAGUGUCCGCAAGGUUACAGUUUGAAAGGUAGCCCAUCGGUCAUCAUUUGCCUGGCCAGCACAGUUUGGACUGAUCACAGCACUGCCUAUUGUGAACUGGAUAACAAGCCACCUACUGCUAUUUCCAUUUCCAGGACGUACGUCAAUGAGAACUCACCCAGUGGUACCGUGGUCGGCUCGUUCACAACUGCAGAUCCUAAUCCUAGUGACUCGCACUCGUACUCGCUUACCGACUCUGCCGGUGGAAAGUUCCGCAUCUCUGGCAGCACCCUGUACACGCUGUUUGUGCCCAACUACGAGACGCAGGCACACUCGUAUUCGAUUAAAGUAAAGAGUACGGACACUGGUGGAUUCUUUCUCGUAAAGACGUUCACAAUCAAUAUCCGCGAUAUCAAUGAGAAGCCGACUGCUUGCAAGCUGUCAUCGACCACAGUCAGGGAAAACCCCUACCUGGACACCACCGUCGGCACGCUGUCAACAUCCGACCCAGAUGCAUCCCAGAGCUUCACCUACUCCCUGUUGAGUUCGGCCAGCGGCAGAUUCAAGUUGAUUGGAAACACAGUCAAGAUUGCCCUGGCCAACACCAGAUGCCUGGCAGAAGGUGGUGGCAAGUGUGUGAUCAACUACGAGUCGUCAUCGCUCAACAAGUUCUCCAUCACGGUUCGCACCACAGACAACGGUUCACCUAGUCAGUACUACGAUUGUAAGCUGACCAUUGACGCGACCAACGUGAAUGAUCAACCCAGGAAUCUGCAGCUCAAUGGAUACACGAUUAAAGAAGGCAGCGCCAUCGGCACUCAAGUCGGUUCUCUGAGCAGUUCAGAUGAAGAUGUCAGUCAAUCAACAACCUAUUCACUUGUAGACGACGAUGGUGGCAGGUUCAAAAUUUCCCAGAACAAGUUCAUUGUUGCGGCAAAGGUGGCUAACUUUGAAACGCAGACUAGCCAUCACAUCACCGUGAGAGCCACUGACAACGGCUCACCCGCCCUAUACGUUCAGAAGGCGUUCACCGUCACUGUGCUGGAUGUAAAGGAAGCACCGGUCGCCAUCCAGGUCACAUCCGCAGGUGCUCAACUAACCUUCGGAACGAAUAAUCCGACCGUCAACGAGAACUCGGUCAGAAACACGGUGGUGGGAACAGUGGUGGCGUCUGAUCCGGAUCACAACGCCGUGAUCACAUUCAGCCUAGAUGACAAUGCUGGCGGCCGAUUCAAGUUGGACAGUCCUGGAAACGUGCAAUGCAAGACGGCAUCUAAAGCUGAUCCUACUGCAGAAACCGUGUGCUCCGUCAGAGUCCUUGUAGCUGGCAUUCUCAAUCAUGAAGUCGAUGCUCUGCACACUAUCAUUGUCAGGGCGACUGACAACCAUGGCCUGUUCAAAGUUCAGAAAUUCUCCGUCAAGAUUGUGGAUAUGAACGAUGCUCCUCAUGACAUUACCUCUGUCGGAGGUGCACCGCACGUCAAAGAGAACCUCAACAACUUGGUGAUAACUUCGUUCCUCUCGAGCGACGAAGAUGCUUCUCACAAGCACACCUACACGAUCACAUCAGACCCGGACAAGAAGUUCAAGAUUGUGGGAUCUCGCUUGAUGACCACUGCAUCAGCCAAUCUGAACUAUGAGGCGAAGUCGACAUACUCUGUCGUGGUUCGAACUACAGAUAACGGUUCACCGGCUCAGUACUAUGAGAAAACGUUCACAGUUACCGUCGUGGACGUUAAUGAGGUUCCAACGUCCGUGUCGCUCAGUGCUAGCGAUGUGUUUGAGAAUUCCGCACCCGACACUGCUAUUGGUACAUUCAGCACCAUUGAUCCAGAUAACUAUGCGUCAAAGAGGCAGACAUUCAAGUACUCUUUGGGAGACUCGGCACAAGGCAGAUUCCAGCUCUCCGGAACAUCGCUUCAGGUCAAGGCACCUAAUGCUGAAUGCCUCAAGUACGGUGGUUUGUACUGUAAGCUGAACUAUGAGGCGGCCAAGACGCACACUAUCAUCGUUCAUGUCACAGACAGUGGCUCACCACCUCUGAGCAAGGACUUCAAACUGACAGUCAACGUAAAGAACAUCAACGACAAGCCAAGGCACAUUGAUGUCAGCAACACGAUUGUGAAAGAGAAUGAGCCGGCGGGUACGAAGGUUGGCACGGUUUCGUUCAAGGACGAAGACAUUGGCCAGAAACACACCGUCACCAUGACCGACACAGACAAUGGCCAGUUCAAGCUUAGUGCCGAUAGCUUGAGCGUGCUCAAAGCCAAGCCAACCGACUACGAAACAAAGAAGGCACAUAAGAUCACUAUCAAGGUCACCGACAACGGUUCGCCGCCAAUGUCAAUCUCCAAGGAUAUAUUCAUCAGUGUUACGGAUGUCAACGAAGCUCCGAUCAAUUCCAUCUUCACCUCUACAAAUGGUCAAUUGACAUUCGCUGAUGACCAUGCUAGGAUUAACGAGAACUCCAAGAUCGGAACCAUCAUUGGUACCAUCGUUGCCAGAGAUCAUGAUGCCAACCAGCAGCUGACAUUCUCCCUGGACGACAACGCUGAUAACCUGUUUGCCGUAGCUCCCACUUCUACCUGUGACUUUACGUCGGGCAGUCUGUGCAGUGCCCCGCUGACCGUGUUUGGCUCACUGGAUCACGAAGACACUGAUCAAGAGUACAUCGUGGUCCGUGUCUCCGAUCCGCACGGCAAGUUCAAGGUCACGAAGUUCUUCAUCACCAUUGUCGAUGUUAACGACGCUCCAAACAACAUGACGAUAACCAGUGCACAAGUAUCCGAGAACCAGGCUGGUGCAUUUGUCGGUGCUUUCCUGACUGAUGAUGACGACCCACGCCAGACCUUCAACUACACCCUGGUGAAUGAUGCCAAUGGAAGGUUUGCCUUGUUUGUUGAUGAUCUGCGCACGGUGGGAGCUCUGAACUACGAGUCCACGCCGACACUGACUAUCAGAGUGCGUACCACCGAUAGCGGCACGCCACCACUCAGCUACGAGAAGGACUUUGUGAUCAGUGUCAUCGACGUCAACGAGAUUCCCACCUCGCUGCACAUAUCCGGCAACCAUAUCGACGAGAACAGCCCGAGCAACACUGCGAUUGGUGCACUGUCCACGCUGGACCCAGAUAACACAGGCAAAGUGCCAUGGCAGACCUUCAGCUAUGCCCUGCUGGGCACGGCUGGUGGAAGGUUCAAGAUUGAUGCUGGAGUGCUCAAGGUUCGCUCGUCCAAUGUGGCAUGCUUAGCUCUUGGCGGCACGGCGUGUUGGUUGAACUACGAACACCAACCUGUAUACACGGUACUGGUCAGGACAACCGACUCUGGAAGUCCACCGCUUUUUGCCGACUUUACUAUCAACAUCACGCUGAGGGAUAUCAACGAUAGGCCACGUAAACUGCAACUCAGUGACUACCGCGUGCACGAGAAUCAGCCCGUUGGCACGGUCAUCGGAAUGUUGAGCGGCUUCGAUGAAGACGCCAAGCAACAUCUAUCGUAUGUCCUGAGCAAUGACAAUGGUGGAAAGUUCAAGAUCGUUGGCAAUGAACUGCAGAAGGCCAUGCCGGCUAACUAUGAAAUCUUCAAGUCACACUAUAUAACUGUAGUGAUGAAGGAUGAUGGCACGCCCAGCCUGAAUAUCAGCCAAACAUAUCUGAUUGAGGUAUUGGAUGUCAACGAAGCACCGGUCACCACCAACAUCACAGAUACUGAUGGUCAGCUGACCUUCACCACGGACAUUCCUGAAGUGGAGGAGAACAGCGCAGUCGGUACAGUUGUGGGUACAAUUGUGGCUGUCGAUCCUGAUUACAAUCAAACUCUGACAUUCAAACUGGAUGAUGAUGCUACCGGCCUGUUCUCACUGAGUUCUUCGGUCUCCUGCCAGAAAGUCACUGAUAUACACGGUCACCAUUCUUCCUGUCAGACAAAGCUGCUUGUAGCUGGCGCAUUGAACUAUGAAUCAGUGAAGACACAUGAUGUCGUUGUGCGAGUAACUGACCAGUCAGGUCAUUUCAACGUGCAGAGGUUCACGGUCAAGGUGGUUGACGCCAACGAUGUGCCACACGACAUUCAAAUCCUGGCCAGGACUAUUGACGAGAACUCACAGAUGGUCUUCAUCACAGACUUUGUGACUCUGGACGAAGACAAGACACACACUCACACAUACAGUCUGGCCUCCAAUCCGAGCAAUCAGUUUGCCAUUGUCAACAACAGUCUGUACACCUCGGCUACAGCCACACUCAACUAUGAGAAGCAACAACAAUGGACGAUUUCUAUCCUGUCAACUGAUGAUGGAGUGCCACCGUUGAGCAUCAAGGAACAGUUUGUUAUCGAUGUUAUGGAUGUGAACGAGGUCAUCAGCAGCAUCAACAUCACUUUAGACAAGAUCGAUGAGAAUAGUCCGGUCAACACUGUCAUCGGCGAGCUGCGCACCAUCGAUCCAGAUAACUUCGGUCCGAAGGGCGUGUGGCAGAAUGCGACGUGCAUGGCAAGUGACAAUGCCGAUGGCAUCUUCACUGUCUAUGCCAACAUUCUGAAGGUUGCUCAAGCUAGCAUUGACUACGAGCAGAACAAGUCGUUCACCGUCACAGUACAGUGCACUGAUGAUGGUCAGCCGCCGCUGACGCAGUCGUGGACGUUCACAGUGCACGUGAUCAAUGUGAACGAAGCGCCAACAUCCAUUUCCAUCUCCAAGAAUGAUAUUGAUGAGAAUGAGCCGACUGACUCUGUUGUUGGUGUGUUCUCCACCGUUGAUCCCGACAACAAGAACUCCAUUACUCAGACAUUCACGUACAGCUUUGUGCACCCGCUGCCUGGACUGCCAUUUACCAUCGUUGGUAAUCAGCUGUUGACAGCGCGUCCGUUGGACUUUGAGAAGACGGCUGUCUGGCCGGUCGUUGUGCAGUCAAAGGAUUCCGGUGGCCUCUCAGCUAUACACGUGUUCCAGGUCAACGUGAACGACAUCAAUGAACCGCCGACUGGAUUCCUGUUGAUUGCUGCCGGCGAUGUGGCGGAGAACAGUCCGGCUGGCUCGUAUGUCGGCGAUGUCCUUGCUGUGGACGAAGACGCCAAUCAAUCUCAUACGUUUGUUGUUCUGGGAGCUGCACCAGGCACUCAGCUGAACAGCUCUUCCAUCGAUCCCAGCCUAUCCGAUGCAUUCGAGAUCAACCAAACUAACGGCGUGCUGUCAACGGGUAAUUACACGUGGAACUAUGAAAUCACACCCAACUACACUGUCUGGAUACAGACCAGUGACCAUGGCCUUCUACCCAGCCUGCGCUACACCGACGUACUGGUCGUGCACAUCAGCGAUAUCAACGAAGCUCCCACAAACAUCACACUGGAUAAUGACAAGGUUGCGGAAAACAGCCCGAUCGGCACAGUGGUGGGCAACCUGGCGGUGACUGAUCCGGAUAACUACGGUGUUCAUGCCGGAUCUCAGGGUUUCAACUGCCUGGUGCUGGAUGCAUUUGCUCACUCAUUCAAGGUUGUCAACCACACCGUACUGGUCGUCUCCAAGGACAACCUGGACUACGAGAACGAGGUGUCACAUGACAUCGAGAUUCAAUGCUGGGAUGAUGACAAGGUCAAUCCUCUCUUCAUGAACAAACAGUUCACCAUCAACUUGACCAAUGUCAAUGAGGCACCGAUCAAGCUAGCCAUGUCAAACUCGACCAUAGAUGAAAACCUUGGACCACACGCUGAGCUUGGCAUUGUCACGGCCAUUGACCCGGACAAUGAAGUCGAGCAGCUACAGAACCUCACAUUCAACCUGCUUCAGGAGAACACGACGGACGUGCCGUUUGUACUGGUGGACGGCUACAUCAUCGAAGCCACCACCGACCUGGACUACGAGACCAGGGACUUGUACACGCUAACUGUGGGUGCCACAGAUACCGGAGUACCGGCACUGACUACCCAAGCGGAGUUCAAUAUCUCGGUUAUCAAUGAGAACGAUCCACCGACUGAAGUUGUGCUGAACAGCACCGGAAUCUUGGAGAACUCACCGUUGGGUACUGUGAUCGGCACACUGUCCACUGUAGAUAGUGAUAUUGGACAGACGUACACAUACAGCGUGCAGGAAAUCGUCAACAUCAGUGACGACAGCAUGUUUGGUAUCCGUGGCAACCAGCUGAUCCUGUUGACCAGUGUGGAUUAUGAGACCGAGGAUGUGUGGCAGGUGCUGAUCCAGACCACUGAUAAUGGCCAACCAGCACUCAGCCACCAGAAUAUCGUAUACGUCAAGAUCCUCGAUGUCAACGAGGCACCGUCGGAAAUCCAAAUCGAUUUCAACACAACAUUCGACGAGCAUCCAGCACCCGGCACUGUCGUGGCAAACUUCACAGUCAUUGACGAGGACUUGAACCAGACGCACACGUGUCGACUGAUGACAGGACAGGACAGCUUUGUUAUUCUCAACGCCACCAUCAGUGGCGAGGGAGAGAUCAUCUUGGAGGUUUAUAACAGUUCCGCUCUGGACUACGAGGCCGACCCCAUAGUCUACGUCACAAUCAACUGCACCGAUGACGGCGAGCCACCCCUGUCCAUUGCCAAGACGAUUGCGUUCAACCUGAAAGAUGUCAACGAGCAACCAACCGGAGUGGCCCUGUCCGGAAACCACACUGUGCCGGAAAAUUCAUUGCCUGGAUACGUUGUGGGCCAACUGUCGACCAUCGAUCCAGACAAGGGACAGAUCUACACAUACGCUCUCUUCGGCAAUGGUUCAGACUCUUUCUUGAUCAACGAGGGUCUGAGUCGACUGGAGGUGGAGAGCUCAGGAUGGCUCAACUACGAAGCUGUCACCAAUCCGUACCUGGAAAUUGUGAUUGAGACCUCGGACAACGGCAGUCCGCCCUUGGCGUUCAACCAGACGAUCAACAUCACCAUCAUCGACAUCAACGAGCCACCAUCUGCCAUUCGCCUGAUUCACAUCAGCAACUUGAGAGAGGAUGCGCCGGACGGGACAAUAAUCGGGCAGCUGGUCUGCACGAAUCCAGAACUCAACCAGACGGUAUCCUACACCAUCAACGAAACAAGUCACCAGGAUGGCGGCCCAGAGUUUGGCACUUUCACCAAUGCCACUGGCACGUAUAUUCAGAUGAAAUCCCGUGGGAACUUCACAGAGUACCAAGACAAUUUUGUGUUCGAAGUGAACGCUACCGACAGUGGUUGGCCGGCGGAGUGGACGCUGGGUACUGUCGAGUUCAACCUCACACUGCUCGAUCCGUGCUCGACGGGAGAGCUGCUGUGCGGUAAUGGCUCCGACUGCGUGCGUGUCAACACAUCGGCAGGCUACUGUGAAUGCCAGAGUGGAUUCCUGCUGGACCCGUACCUAUUGUCUUGCGUGGAGGUGGAUGACUGUUUCUACAAUCCGCAGGUUGUGAACUUUUCACCCGACGAGUUAUCAACCGUGGUCACCACAGUUGCUGUUGGUGCAACCCCCAUGCCGAACAGUACCAUGCAGCCUAUCUGCCGCAACAAUGCCACAUGCACAGACCUGACAGACGGCUACAAUUGUACUUGCCUGCCGGGUUUCACGGGAUUUGAGUGCGAUUCACGCAUCGACCGCUGCCUGACGCAAUCAUCCAACUGCAUGAAUGGCGCUAGCUGCGUCGAUAGUCCAUCGCAGAUGGCGUGUGUAUGCGCGGCGGGAUACACGGGUAUCACUUGUGCCUCGGACGUCGAUGAAUGUGCCACUGCUAAGUGUGGUGCCGGCCAGUGCAUAGAUGCUAUCAACGCAUACAGUUGUCAGUGUCCCGAGUCGUACACCGGCCAGAACUGCGAAUACCUGACCAGUGCUUGCGCCGUCGACUCGUGUGGACAGGGCGAUUGCGUGCCCUUGAAGGCGGACGUCAGCGCGCCAACUUCGGGAGACGGCACCUCUAGUAUCAUUGUGUCCGGUGGAGAUACCGAGCAUCCUGCUGAGGGCCCGAGCUAUGUGUGUGUGCCUGUAAGCAGUGCAGUUCACGAUCAUUUCGAAAAUGGCUCGCUGACCGCCGAUGACCUUAAAGCAUGGAAGGAGCUCAUUUUGGGUACACCUCUUCCCAGUGGAGAUGGGGAAUUUGAUUAUGCUGAUGAUGUGUAUAUAUUGGAUGGAACAGGAGGCGGUGAAGUCAUCCUUGCCGUCAUAUUAAACGGAGAGCCUGUCAACCCUGUACUGGUGAAUGUAGCCUUGAGUGGCUCCUGUCGGAACACCAGCGAACUGCCACCCGAGGUUGUGGCCCUGUGCGGGAGAUGGAAGGACAUCUCACCUGUCUCGGCACAGCCGAUUGUACUAACUACGAGUUCACCAGAGGCACAACGUUCCUCGUCCAAAACAUCAACGCCACUGGUGUGGGGAGUUGCCGCUGGUCUGAUUGCUGCGCUGCUGCUCAUCUCUAUUCUAGUGACGUGUCGUGUGUAUACUGCCAAGAGGAAGCAGCGUAAUGAGUUGCACCGCGAGAGACUCCGGACAGACCCAUUCAUGAAUGACCGCGCGGCGGACGAGCAUGCAGCAGAGUUUAUGUACGAUAGUCCCACACAAGGCGGAGAGACCUUCGUACCGAAUCCUCUGUACCACGACCCGAAGAUUGGCAUCUAUGGAGAGAGUGGACGGGAGGAGGUUUUCUCACCGGUGUAUGCUGGAGGCUCUACUGACGGUGGCUUGAAUGAAGAUACCUAUGCGCGCAUCGAGCAAGAUUCAGCUGCUGGCCUCGGAGUGAGUAAUCCUAUCUACAACAUGGCUCGCGCUGACAACGACGCUGAGCCACUGUACGACAGCCCUCGGGAUGCUUUGGCUCCAAAGAGCAAUGAUGGAACGGCACAGAAAUCGGACGCCUUCCAAAUUGAUCACCGGGCCGACCCAUUCUCGGUCAACGCUGAUGGCAACGAGUAUGACGAUCUACAACGUCUGGUGGAUGAUAUACAGUGGGGAGAUGAAUAAUACUGUCCUACCGGUUGUUUCUUUUGCCAAAUUCUCAUCCGAUUUUGCGUUUAGUCCUAGUUCGUUAGCCAAAUUUAGACUUAGACCUCCAUCAUGAUUAUAGCUUCCAAUUGAAUUAUUUCUUCUUUUUAGCUCUGCCUGUAAGGCCAGUCAGGGCAUGUCAAAGGUGUGCUCAAUCAAGAGCCACAGUGUAUUCACAAAUUCCUAUUCGCUUAUCAUACUUUCUCCAAGGGCGGCAUCGAUUUUGCGUUUAGUCCUAGUUCGUUAGCCAAAUUUAGACUUAGACCUCCAUCAUGAUUAUAGCUUCCAAUUGAAUUAUUUCUUCUUUUUAGCUCUGCCUGUAAGGCCAGUCAGGGCAUGUCAAAGGUGUGCUUAAUCAAGAGCCACAGUGUAUUCACAAAGUCCUAUUCGUUUGUCAUACUUUCUCCAAGGGCGGCAUGUAAGAUCUCGCAGGAAAAUAUCGGCCCACGCUUACACUACACUCACACACUUUUCAGGCCGACUUUCUUAUUCGUGGAACCCUUUGACACAAAGUUUACGACCACUUAUCCUACUAUUUUUGUUCUUGUUUUGUGAAGCAAAUUUAUGAAUGUGUUCUUUUUCUACUAUUUUGUUCUUGUUUUGUGAAGCAAUUUCAUGAAUUUUUUUGUGAAAAUAUGAUCACCAUAAGGGUGUCAACGGGA
Sycon ciliatum is the source of this 11006-nucleotide messenger RNA. RefSeq names its product cadherin-23-like. The coding region runs from base 1 to 10323 and encodes 3440 amino acids. Gene Ontology annotation, cellular component: plasma membrane. The transcript has 55 exons. Gene Ontology annotation, biological process: homophilic cell-cell adhesion. NCBI's taxonomy places the organism in Eukaryota, Metazoa, Porifera, Calcarea, Leucosolenida, Sycettidae. The record is from RefSeq and is a predicted model, not a curated record. Gene Ontology annotation, molecular function: calcium ion binding.